Molecule: messenger RNA, 1138 nt
Organism: Hippoglossus stenolepis (Pacific halibut)
Lineage: Eukaryota; Metazoa; Chordata; Actinopteri; Pleuronectiformes; Pleuronectidae
Gene: c9h22orf39
Product: chromosome 9 C22orf39 homolog
Exons: 3
Coding region: 84-410 (108 amino acids)
Source: RefSeq, a predicted model, not a curated record
UGUGGUUUGUGCUUUUACUGUGAAAAGAAGUCACACCGGAAGUUCCCUUCCAUUCAAUCUUCCGCGGCUAAGCUAAGUUAGCAAUGGACCAAUCUGGAGCAGCACCGUGGAGGCCCCCCCGGGAAUGUGAUGACUACUGGAGUGAAUUCAGACACUGCAAAAGCUUGUGGAAUCGCUUCCACCACUACUACACUUAUGGAACCUUCCCAUCCUGCAAGCAGUGGAAGGAGGACUAUCGUAACUGCAGUCAGUGGGAGAAACACAAAACCAUCGAGGCAAAGGAAGCGUUGCAGGCGAGUGAAAGGUGCAGAGUGGCAGAGCAGAGAAAGUUCACCCCGGUGUGGAACCUGAGGCAAGGCCCUCCCAGAGACUGGAACCUGCCCUUGAACCAGGGGAGGCCUCAGGACUAAUGGAUUUUAACCUGCUGCCUCUGCUCUGGCCGAAGCAAAGUGAACUGAACAUACGUAAUAUAUUUAAUUUCAUGGACAUAAAAUCCCUAUGAGCUACAUGCUGGAGACUCUUGGUCACUCACUGCCAUCUCAGAUUGAGUUCAGAGAGCUGCUGUGUGGAAGCAGAUGUGUACAGUAUAUUCAAACAGUGAGGGCAGCAUCUAGUGGCCAAUGAUGAGGAUGGCAACAAAUGAAUUACAUUAUAAUACCUGUUAAAGCACUUCUGUUUUUUACAGUCAUAAGUAAUAAGGUAUCCACAGCUUUCGUAAACAGAAGCAGAGGAUGACUGCACUCACACUUGAUUUAACACAGUUUAAUAUUAAUUGUUCCUUGUUAGGGAAGAACAAUAUAUGGUUAAAUCAUACAGUGGGUACUUACUCAGGAUUGUAUUUAUGUCAACUAAGUAACGGAUUGGCUGUGCAUGGAUUAAAAAAAAUUCUACACGAGAAUGUACCAAGACUGUUUUGCAUCAAGCAAAGUAGUCCUCUCUAAAUUAACUCGUUUGGCUGUUUCUGAUACUGUAGGUGGUCGUUAUUGAUGCAUUAAUGUGGCAGAACUCAGCUGUUAUGUUUCAACCCAUCCAGAGCUGUGCACUAUAUUUCAGCCUUAUAUGAUUUAGUUGUGGAUUUAUCCUUAAAUCACAGAAUUAUUCUGAACAAAUUGGAUCAAUAAAAAAAAAUUCAGUUUUA